Messenger RNA from Plectropomus leopardus (leopard coralgrouper), 3554 nucleotides. It is a transcript of the gene pdcd4a, whose product is annotated as programmed cell death 4a. The record is from RefSeq and is a predicted model, not a curated record. Gene Ontology annotation, cellular component: nucleus; cytosol. NCBI's taxonomy places the organism in Eukaryota, Metazoa, Chordata, Actinopteri, Perciformes, Serranidae. Gene Ontology annotation, biological process: negative regulation of DNA-templated transcription.
GGCUCGCUCUUACAAAGUUAAAAACAGACUUUGUUUAUCUUGCAGGUUGUUUGCUGAAAUGCUCUCCGACUAGUUAACCUACUUUUCGCCCUCUCUUAGUGUUGUUAUUUUACUCUUCCCAGCCGGAAGCGCUGAGAAGCGCGCGAAGCCCCCUUUUUUUGCUUAUUUAACUAUUUAAUUCUUUAGCAUUUCUGCUCUCUUUGUAAUUCAAUUUCAUUGUUUGUGUGUGUGUGCUGAUAUCGUGCAGCGCAAAAAAAAGGGGUUAGGGCUCUAGUUUCUCUCCAGCACGUGCAUAUUGUCAACAGACUUUUUCACUAAAUAAAUCCCUCCUCAGACGUUUUGGCUUGCAGUUUUUUGGGGGGGAUUUGUUGCAGCUGAAGCUCGACAGGAGGAGCUCACCGUGAGGAUUUUUAACCGAGCAUUUGGAGAGCGCCAUGGCGACCGAAGUGGAUACGUGGUCCUCCGCUCCCAAAGCCGAUGGGGUGUUCUCUUUCGACGAGAACCUGGCAGAGGCUAACCGUCCCUACAGCGCUGACGAUGACUUGCUGAAUGAUGCGGAGGUGAACGGUAACUGGACGCCUCAGGAGAAAGCACUCCACGAGGCGCGACUCAAAGCCAAAGCCAAGCGCCGCCUGCGCAAGUCCUCGUCCCGCAACUCCACCAGCGAGUCCUUUUCUGAGUCAGGAGAUUUGGCAGGAAGUGACCCAAACAGUCCAAAGGGCAAAGUCAACACCAAUGACCGCAAAUCCAGGACGGGCAAAGGCAGAGGCCUGCCAAAAAAAGGUGGGGCAGGUGGUAAAGGAGUUUGGGGGGCAGCUGGGAUGGUUUAUGAAGAUGAAGAGCCUGAUAUGCGGGACCCUAACUACGAUGAGUCCGCUCAGGGUGACACAGUUUAUGCAACAGUUGUGCCAGAGGUAGAUGAGAAGGAACUGGAAAAAAUGGUCAACCCAAUCGUACAGGAGUACUUUGAACAUGGAGACACAAAAGAGGUCCAGAUGCUGCUGAAGGGGCUCAACCUGGGCCCACAUAAGUACGAGUUCUCCUCCCUGGCCGUGUCCCUUUCCCUCGAAGGCAAGGCCAGCCACAGAGAGCUGACCUCCCGCCUGCUGUCUGAUCUGUCUUGCAAGAUGCUGUCACAGGGCGAAAUGGCCCGCGCCUUCGACAAGAUACUCAAAGAGCUGCCAGACCUCAUACUGGACACACCAGAGGCUCCACAGAUGUUGGGCCAGUUUAUAGCCAGAGCCAUAGCGGACCACGUCCUCCCCAUGUCUUUCUUGGACUGUUACAAGGGCAAGGUGGACUGUGAGCACGCAAGAGUGGCUCUAGACCGCGCUGAGGUGCUGCUGACCAUGAAGAGGGAGAUGGUACGUCUAGACAAUGUGUGGGGUGUGGGCGGAGGCCAGAGACCUGUCAAACAUCUCGUCAAAGAGAUGAACCUCCUGCUCAAAGAAUACCUGAUAUCAGGAGAUGUGUCGGAGGCGGAGCAUUGUCUGCGAGACUUGGAAGUCCCACACUUCCACCACGAGCUCGUCUAUGAGGCUGUGGUGAUGGUGCUGGAGUCAAAAGGAGACACUGCUAGUCAUAUGAUGAUGAAGCUGCUGCAGUCCUUCUGGAAAACAGGCCUCAUCACAGUGGAUCAGAUGAACAGGGGUUUCCAGCGUGUCUAUGAUGAACUCCCUGAAAUCAACCUUGAUGUGCCACAUGCUCACUCCAUCAUGGAGACCUUUGUGGAGCUCUGCUACCAGCAAGCCGUCAUCACCAAACAGCUGAGGGAUGCCUGUCCCUCCAGAGGACGGAAACGUUUUGUAAGCGAAGGAGAUGGAGGAAAGAUCAAGAACUAAUCCACAAGAGGAACAGAAAGAGCAGGAAGAGGACGGGUUUCUGACAGGACCUUACACCCUGUUUCCUCUCCAACAUGUUUCCCCUGAAACCGGGGCAUGCUGGCAGUCUAAAGUUUCCCUCUCCCUCUCCUGAUAAUGUUGUCAUUAAACAAACCAGCAUUGACGUUUGGUGAAAGUAGACUGAAGAGUCGCCCAGGCAUUCAGUUCUGUUCAUCUUGUUAAUCACAGUUUUUGACAUUUUUUUUGUAAGAAAAUUCUUUAUUUCUGGGGUGGAUGUGCCCCUCUUGCCUCAGUCUUUGUAUCUGUUUCUCAAGAAUCAUUUGAGUCAGAGCUGCAGACAGAUAGAUGGACAGGUUGGGGUGUGUGGGAGAUGAAUUCGGGUGUCUUAUCUCUUGCUUUGCUUCACCCAUUGCCAUGUCUUAUUUUUCUUUCCAUGUAAAGUGCUAUAAAUGAAAAAAAGCACAUAAAAGAUGGAGCAUACUGUACAGUCAGCGAGCACUUAGUAAUUUAGCUCAACAAGAAUCUUACCCUUUUUUUUCUCUCACAAAUUUUUCAAAAUUAUUUCAAGGACAACGCGCUUUGUACCUUCUGGUUCAAGUAGUUCUAUUGAUCCUUCAUGAAAAGGGUUUUUUGUUCUCUUUUUUUCUUUGCAUCUGUGGUCUCUGAGGCCAGAUGUUCACUUUGUUAAGCAAGCAAGAAGUACUUGGGUUGUUAUUUAAACCUCACAUUUGGGUGAUACACUUGGCAAGCCCGUUUCUGAGAAAAAAUAAAUUGGAGUUAAUGUGUGUUAAAAAAAAUAAAAAAAUAAAAAUAAAAAAACAUACAAAAAACAUACAUAAACAAGCAAUAUUUUAAGCUCUCUGACUUUGAUUGCAAUUAAUGGUUCUACAGCUCACAUGGUCAGCAAUGGAUUCUGGACAGGUAACCUUACAACAUAAAGCCAAACCUUAUGCAGAUAGCAAUCUGGACAUUGUCUGACAAUUUGUUUACUGGUUUAAUAUAUCUGUGAAAUAGUGACCUCUUUUCUUGGAAGACUACAUGUUCAGUAAAUUCAUAUUUGCAUAUUCUGGCACAGUUUGUAACCGUUUUACAUGUUGACAAAAGUUCAAAAUGUGGCUAAGAAAUAUAUUUCCUUCAUUAAAAAGCAACAAAAUGAAGUUUCUGUAUUUCUUUUUUUGGUGGUCGUGCCAGCAGUAUUGAUGAAAAAGUAACCAGGGGUAAUAAAUCAGUGUAGUAGAAAUGUACAUCAAUCACAUUCGUUGAUCAGUCAUCAGCUGUGAAAUGUCGGUCAUGUACCUGAAUCUUCUGUCAUUUUAUCCAAUUUCUCAACUUUAUAACAAAACAGGUGUAAAAAUAUUAAACCUGAGAGGCAGUUUGAGGCCAAAGCUUGGAUUUGUGACCCAAUUUAUGGUACAUUUAAAGAUACCUGGCUAUGUGUCUUCAUAGCACAGCUUUAUUAUGCUUACAGUGUAAAUAAGUUGUUGAGGGAAAUUAUGUUAAAUGGUUUAUCUUUGGAAACUGGUGUAAUUCACAGGAUGCACUCAUUCAUGCAUGCAGCUGUCUACUGUCAAAGAGGCUAUGUUUAUGUUUUGUAUUCCUACAGUCAUCUUUGUACUGUUGAUUUAUUUUGGAUCAGCAAACUGUUGACCACAUGCUCCCCUUCACACAAAACUUCAUUUUAUAUAUUUCAAUAAAAUGACAUUUUUUUCCCUC